GUGCCCACCUCGCGGCGCUCUGAUUGGCCGCCCAAGCGUCGGCCCAGGAGCGCGCCUGCGCAGUGCGCAGGGCUGUCUAUCAGGCUGCUGGCUGCUGGAGGCUGAGAGAGGGGCUGACAUGACUGAGGGCACGUGCCUGCGUCGUAGAGGGGGGCCGUAUAAAACCGAGCCUGCCACCGACCUCACCCGCUGGCGGCUCCGCAAUGAGAUGGGCCGGCAGACGUGGACGUACUUCCAAGCGGAGGACGACCCUGGCCGCGAGCAGAACGGGCUCGAGGCCCACUCCUUGGGGCUGGACACGAGGAGUUACUUUAAGGACUUGCCUAAAGCUCACACUGCCUGUGAAGGGGCUCUGAAUGGAGUAACAUUUUACGCAGGGCUGCAGGCUGAGGAUGGACACUGGGCGGGUGAUUAUGGAGGCCCACUCUUCCUCUUGCCAGGCCUCCUGAUUACGUGCCAUGUGUCACACAUCCCUUUGCCAGCUGGAUACAGAGAGGAGAUGGUGCGGUACCUGCGAUCAGUGCAGCUCCCUGACGGCGGCUGGGGCCUGCACAUUGAAGACAAGUCCACAGUGUUUGGGACUGCCCUCAGCUAUGUAGCUCUCAGAAUCCUGGGUAUUGGACCCGAUGAUCCUGACCUUGUUCGUGCUCGGACCAUUCUUCACAAGAAAGGUGGUGCAGUGGCCAUCCCCUCCUGGGGGAAGUUCUGGUUGGCCAUCCUGAAUGUUUAUAGCUGGGAAGGACUCAACACUCUGUUCCCUGAGAUGUGGCUGUUUCCUGAAUGGGUGCCCGCACACCCCUCCACUCUCUGGUGUCACUGCCGGCAGGUCUAUCUGCCUAUGAGCUACUGCUAUGCCACUCGGCUAAGUGCCUCAGAGGACCCACUGGUUCAGAGCCUCCGCCAGGAGCUCUAUGUGGAAGACUAUGCCAGCAUCGAUUGGCCAGCACAGAAGAACAAUGUGUCCCCUGAUGAGCUGUACACACCACAUAGCUGGUUGCUGCGUGUGGUGUAUGGACUCCUCAACCUGUAUGAGCGUUUCCACAGUACCAGCUUGCGGAAGCAUGCCAUCCAGACACUGUAUGACCAUAUCGUAGCUGAUGACCGUUUCACCAAGAGCAUCAGCAUCGGCCCGAUCUCAAAAACCAUCAAUAUGCUUGUGCGCUGGACUGUGGAUGGGCCUGCCUCCCCUGCCUUCCAGGAGCAUGUCUCUAGGAUCCCAGAUUACCUCUGGCUGGGCCUGGAUGGCAUGAAAAUGCAGGGCACCAAUGGAUCACAGAUCUGGGACACCUCAUUUGCCAUCCAAGCACUGUUGGAGGCAGGUGCACAUCACAGACCUGAGUUUUUAUCCUGUCUGCAGAAGGCUCAUGAAUUCCUACGGCUUUCACAGGUUCCAGACAACCUUCCUGACUAUCAGAAGUAUUACCGCCAGAUGCGCAAGGGUGGUUUCUCCUUUAGCACGCUGGACUGUGGUUGGAUUGUUGCUGAUUGCACAGCUGAGGCUUUGAAGUCUGUGCUGCUCUUGCAGAAGCAGUGUCCUUCUGUCACCGAGCACAUCCCCCAAGAGCGGCUCUGUGAUGCUGUGGCUGUGUUGUUGAGCAUGCAGAAUUCCGAUGGAGGGUUUGCCACCUAUGAGACUAAGCGUGGAGGGCACUUGCUGGAGCUGCUGAAUCCGUCAGAGGUCUUCGGAGAUAUCAUGAUUGACUACUCAUACGUAGAGUGCACCUCAGCUGUGAUGCAGGCGCUGAGGCAUUUCCAUGAACACUGCCCAGAUCAUAGGGCAGCUGAGAUCAGGGAGACCCUCAAGCAAGGCCUGGAGUUCUGCCGAAGGAAGCAGAGGGCUGAUGGCUCCUGGGAGGGCUCCUGGGGAGUUUGUUUUACCUAUGGCACCUGGUUUGGCCUGGAAGCUUUUGCCUGCAUGGGAUAUACCUACCAAGAUGGGGCUGCUUGUACAGAAGUAUUUCAGGCCUGCAACUUCCUGCUGUCCCAGCAGAUGGAAGAUGGAGGCUGGGGAGAAGACUUUGAGUCCUGUGAGCAACGGCGUUAUGUGCAGAGUGCUAGGUCCCAGGUCCAUAAUACAUGCUGGGCCCUGAUGGGCUUAAUGGCUGUCAGGCAUCCAGACAUCACUGCUCAGGAAAGAGGAGUCAGGUGUCUGCUUGAGAAGCAGCUCCCCAAUGGUGACUGGCCUCAGGAGAACAACUCCGGGGUCUUCAACAAAACCUGUGCCAUCAGCUACACGAGCUAUAGGAACAUCUUUCCCAUCUGGGCCCUGGGCCGCUUCUCUAACCUGUACCCUGAGAGGACCCUUGCUGGCCACCCUUGAAAGCAUGCCUAUCUGUGCUGCAGCUGGUGGGCAUCAGUAUCACACAGGUCUUGGUGAGACCUGAGAGUUUUGACUAGGUGGUGGAAGCCCCUUUAUCCCUGCUCCAGCCUUUGUUCUCUAUUUCUGUAGACAUGAGGCUCGGGACAGGGUCAGGUUUGGUGGCUUUAGACAUUUGUCAUAGGUUUAGUUCUGAGACUAGCUUGGGUGAGGAAGGGAAAUGAAUCCUGGCAUCUGAAGAGGCACAGUGCACUCUGCAACUCCUGAGUAGGUCUUUGAGGGAGUAAGGCUAGAGGGUUUUUAUAACCAAUAACUGUCCUAGCAAGGGGCGCAGUUGGCCACUUCACUUCCUGUCCUGUGCUAUUGUGGAGUGGGCCCCGAACCAGACUUCUCAUGCUGGACUGAGGGAGGUAUGGCCCCUAUGAUGCUGGCAUGUGAAGAGAACAGCUCAUUGGGGAGGAAGAUAGGGCCUUUGGUCAUUGUGCCCUGAGCAAUGGCUGCAGUCCCCAGAAACUCCCAGUCAUGACCAGAUCACUGUAUGAAAUAGAAGCUUUCCAGAAAGGAAAUGCAGACUCAUUUCACACUGAAAAUGUCACUAAAAGUUGCUUAAGUGAUCAGCUCCCUUAAUAAACAGACAUUUCAUCCUGGA
Messenger RNA from Nannospalax galili (Upper Galilee mountains blind mole rat), 2966 nucleotides. RefSeq names its product lanosterol synthase (gene Lss). The record is from RefSeq and is a predicted model, not a curated record. Gene Ontology annotation, cellular component: lipid droplet. The transcript has 22 exons. NCBI's taxonomy places the organism in Eukaryota, Metazoa, Chordata, Mammalia, Rodentia, Spalacidae. Gene Ontology annotation, molecular function: lanosterol synthase activity. Bases 119 to 2320 code for a protein of 733 amino acids. Gene Ontology annotation, biological process: cholesterol biosynthetic process; triterpenoid biosynthetic process.